This is a messenger RNA of Dinoponera quadriceps, 501 nucleotides long. Its product is annotated as glutamic acid-rich protein-like. The transcript is spliced from 3 exons. The record is from RefSeq and is a predicted model, not a curated record. Bases 1 to 435 code for a protein of 144 amino acids. Lineage: Eukaryota; Metazoa; Arthropoda; Insecta; Hymenoptera; Formicidae.
AUGCUCUUGCAGUACUUUGAAGAUGUUAAAGAUGAAUUAAAAACAAGCAAAGGAUUACACACGGAAGCGUCGGAUUCUGUGAGGGAAUUACAGCAAAAUUACUCGAUUUAUGACAAGGAAAAUUACACAGUAAAUAUGGCUGAAAAGGAGAACGAAAUGCCUGAAGAACAGCAGGAAGAAUUGGCGGAAGUAGAAAAACCAGUAGAAGAAUUCGAAGAUUUUGCAGAGGAUAAGAUUAUGGACGAAAAGAAAGAUGAGGAAGAGGAUAGACGCAUAGAUAAAGACGAGGACGAAAUUACAGAAGAUAUCACUGAAGAUAUCACUGACGUCGAAGACAUCAUUUACGAAGACGAAGAUAAAGACAAGAUUGAAGAUUUACAAAAGGAACCCCCGAUAUUUUCAUUCCCGCCUGACGUCGCAGAAAGUACGCUUUGAUAUCUAUUAUCGGCUUCCCGGUGCGAAAGGAUGCUUUAUUUAACUUCUGAGUUGCCUGUUCACUUU